This is a messenger RNA of Rhipicephalus sanguineus (brown dog tick), 5994 nucleotides long. RefSeq names its product MAP/microtubule affinity-regulating kinase 3. The transcript is spliced from 14 exons. The record is from RefSeq and is a predicted model, not a curated record. Gene Ontology annotation, cellular component: cytoplasm. Bases 761 to 3289 code for a protein of 842 amino acids. Gene Ontology annotation, biological process: protein phosphorylation; intracellular signal transduction; microtubule cytoskeleton organization. NCBI's taxonomy places the organism in Eukaryota, Metazoa, Arthropoda, Arachnida, Ixodida, Ixodidae. Gene Ontology annotation, molecular function: tau-protein kinase activity; ATP binding; protein serine/threonine kinase activity.
UUCUCGCAUUAGAUGGCCGCCAUAUUGUGCGACAUGGCAGCAUCAAUGUGAUCGCCGUGCGAGAGCUCGGACUGCCUCUCCGUUUUUCUUUUCCGUUUCUUCAGAACGCUCGGGCUGUGUGUAGUUUUAUUUUUUAUCCAUUCAUUUUGGCGGAGUAGUGCGCCUCUACUCGAGCUGCGGGGUCGCCGAAAGAAGUCUUGUGUGCGUGUGCCGAUGCGAGAAAACUCUGUGCGCGGCGGCGGCGUCCUCCGAAUUCCCCCUCGUGGACGAUAGCCCCGUAAUGGGUUGCGAGGCGGCAGCAGCAGCGGUGGCGCUAGGCCUAGCGUGUUGCUGCCCGGGACCGGAAAAGUCGCUCGCCCCUGCACCGUCGUCUGAGCGCGCCGCCGGCAUCGUGAACAACGUCGGCACCGUCCGCACCGGAUCCGCCGCCAUCGGUGUGUGCUGCAUGUGAGCCGGUGGUGUGGUUCCGCGUUCGCCCCCCCCCUCCCGCCACCCCCCAAACCGACACUCCCGAGUGCUGCUUCAUCUGCCGGGAGCCGCUAGACAGUCGUUUCAAACCUGGAUGACGACUCCGAGGCUGCUACUGCGGAGGCACACGCCUUGGUGGGAUAAUAAUGCCUGUGCGCGAGUCUCCAGCGCUGCAUCGUUUGUUGCUGCGACCGCGCGAAGGGCGACUGUGGUGAAGAUUCGCCGACUCGGCCGCUGCCUGCCGAGGUAGGCUCACAGAGGGACAGUAAAGUUGCGCCCCCUCACAGUCGCCAUGUCCAGUGUGCGGACGCCUCUGCAGACCGUCCAUGAGUCGGUCACGACCGACCAGGGCCCAAUUUUUAAGUCUCCUAAACUCCCUACGGGAGAGGAGGUGUCGGUGCUUGCGCCACGCACGACGUCGGCGCCACGCAGCCGCACCUCCGAGGAGCCGCACAUUGGCCGCUACCGACUGCUCAAGACCAUUGGCAAGGGCAACUUUGCCAAGGUCAAGCUGGCCAAGCAUGUGCCUACGGGAAAAGAGGUGGCCAUCAAGAUCAUUGACAAGACGCAGCUGAACCCGUCGAGUCUACAGAAACUUUUCCGAGAGGUUCGCAUCAUGAAGAUGCUUGACCACCCAAACAUAGUCAAGCUGUACCAGGUGAUAGAGACAGAGAAGACCCUCUACCUGGUCAUGGAGUACGCCAGUGGGGGCGAGGUCUUCGACUACCUCGUCGCCCACGGCCGCAUGAAGGAGAAAGAGGCACGCGCCAAGUUUCGCCAGAUCGUGUCGGCCGUCCAGUACUGCCAUCAGAAGCGGAUCAUCCACCGUGACCUCAAGGCCGAGAACUUGCUGCUCGACGGCGAGAUGAACAUCAAGAUUGCAGACUUUGGCUUCAGCAACGAGUUUGUGCCCGGCAUGAAGCUGGACACAUUCUGCGGCAGCCCGCCCUACGCAGCACCUGAGCUCUUCCAGGGCAAGAAGUACGACGGGCCCGAGGUGGACGUCUGGAGCCUGGGUGUCAUCCUGUACACGCUGGUGAGCGGGUCGUUGCCCUUUGACGGAGCCAACCUGAAGGAACUGCGCGAGCGGGUGCUCAGGGGCAAGUACCGCAUCCCCUUCUACAUGUCCACCGACUGCGAGAACCUCCUAAAAAAAUUCCUCGUCCUCAACCCUGCCAAGCGAGCCACGCUCGAGGUGAUAAUGAAAGACAAGUGGAUGAACAUAGGCUACGAAGACGAUGAGCUGAAACCUUACUUGGAGCCUGAAACAGACUUCGGGGACUCCAAGAGGAUAGCUCUGUCUUCCCGCGCAGAGAUCCUGAUGUCGAUGGGAUACAGCCGGGAUGAGAUAGAGGAUUCCCUACGCAACAGGAAAUAUGACGACAUUAUGGCCAACUACCUGUUGCUAGGAAAGCGGACCACUGAGAAUGAGAGCUGUGAUUCGAGGUCUAGUUCCAGCUUAUCCCUUCGGACAUUGAGGCCCAGCGGCGUGGAAGCGGCGGCCGUGCCAUCGGCGCCCAACCAGUCCCCUUCCCACGUCAAGGUGCAGCGCAGUGCCUCGGCCACGGCCAACAAGCCGCACCGCAGGCUCAGCCACGGCGCCACCGAAUCGGGGGCUACCACACAGGCGGCAACCCCCAGCGCCGGCACCCCGGCGGCCGCAGGAGGGGGAGCGGCCUACAAGCGGCAGAACACGGUGGAUGUGCCCCGGGAGAGCCCCGGUUCUCCCCGGGCGGCCCCCAAGACGGCUCUCAAGAAGGCCGGCUCGGGUGGCACCACGACGCCGCUGGCCUCCUCGGCCACCAACGCGACGAGCAGUCCCUCCAAGGCAGCGGCGGCGGUAGCCGUGCGCAAGGCCCCCAACUCGGCGCCCAACUACAUCAAGGCCAACCUGAGCGGCAUUCCCCGGCGCAACACCUACAACUACGCCGAGGCCAAGGCUGGCAGUCCCGCCACCAUAGACGCACCGGCCAGCAACAGCUCGCUGCUGGAGGAGGUUGGGGGCGGGGCGACGCCGAUGCGAGCCCGAGGUCACACCAAGUCGGCCUCGGUGUCGUGCACCGGCCGCUCCUCCGACCUGGUGCCUCUCUGCCCCUCCGACCCGCUCAGGCCGCCCAGUGCGGGAGGGGCCAAGAGUGGAGGCGGGGCCGUGCAGGGCAGCCUGGCGGCGUCCCCGCUGCCGUCGCACACGAACCGGCCCUUCCCUAGGGGGACUGUGAACCGCAGCACCUUUCACAGCGGCCAGACACGCCGCACCUACAACGGACCGGGCUCGGGAGGCUCGGGCCUGCCCCAGCAGUCGCAGGACACGUCCAGCGUCUCGGGCAGGCAGUCCUUUUUCAGCAAGCUCUCCUCCAAGUUCAGCAAGAGUGCUGCCAGCUACAAUGCUACUCCACCACCUUUGCCACGAGAGCUUAGGACAAGAGCAUCGGGCAGCUGUGCUGAGGGAACCGGAUUCGAAACCAACCGUCGGAGUCACUUGGUAUGCGCCACUGGGACGAUGAACGAGGAGCAAGUGAAGCCCCGGUCGUUGCGUUUCACCUGGAGCAUGAAGACGACGUCAUCGCGGGAUCCCGCCGAGAUCAUGCAGGAGAUCCGCAAGGUCCUCGACAAGAACAACUGCGACUACGAACAGCGCGAGAAGUUCCUGCUGCUGUGCGUGCACGGUGAUCCCAACACGGACUCUCUGGUCCAGUGGGAGAUCGAGGUGUGCAAGCUGCCGCGGCUUUCGCUCAACGGGGUGCGCUUCAAGCGCAUCUCGGGCACCUCCAUCGGCUUCAAGAACAUCGCCUCCAAGGUGGCCAACGAGCUCAAACUUUAAAGGACUACCGCCGUAUGGUAGAAGACGAAGAAGAAAGCUCCGCUGCUGCCGCCUCCGCCGCUAUGGGCACGGGGCCAUGCGGGCCACCGCGGCGGUGGCGCUCAACUUGCCUCUCCGCCCCGAAACCCCGAUGGCGCUUGCAACCUGCGGCAAGACAUCCCGCUGCAACGAUGACAUCUAGGUGUACUUUGUGUGUGGGGGCUUGACCUGGCUCUGUUCCUGCUUGACAUUUUCUUUUUUUUUUUUUCCAUUUGUGUUGCACUCGCAAGGAAGGGAUUACGUGUAGCUUGUACCGUUUUUUUUUUUCCCUACGUACGUGUUCAAGCUGUUCAUCGGUGAGGGGUGGGGCAGGGUUUUCAUUGUGUCGUUAGCGUGGAGCAGCAGCGUGCCUUGAGGGCAUGGCAUCACCUCCAGCUUCGAAGCUUCAGUGGCUCUCGUCUUGCUUAGGCGGGCACAAAUCGAAGCAGCAUUGGAGCCCCUUUUGCCACGGAGCAGGGGACGCUGUCGGCUGCGCGUCUCCGAUACAACGGCAUACGUCACAAAGGGCAGGGCUACUGUCCCCUCCUUGUCGAGUGUCGCGCUAGCAGAGAGUACUGAACUGUGUUGAACUCCCCACCCUUCAUGCCCCGCCUCCUCCCAAACUGACGACUCCCCUGCGUUAAAGGACUCGAGGCUGGGUGAUGUGCGUGUAAUUGUGUGCAUGUCAUGACUGAGGUUUGCAUGUGUGUGUAUAUGCUUUUUUUUUUUAACUUAGGCCCACCCCAUUUUUAUUUCUUUCUCUGGGAUGUGUGUGUACAUAAGAAAGGAAUGAGGUUGACGCAAGCAUGACUGGUUGUUGUUUGUGAUUUCGUAGUGGCAAUUUCUGGCUCUUCUCCACGCACUCCAAACAUUGCUGCUGGGAGCCUCACAGUUUGCACGCCACGCGAACUUGAGAUGCAGGCCGUUUAAAUACUAAUGUUCAGGCCGCAUUCGCAACAGGAAUGCGGCAGCUGCUUGCCCAAGGUUCCCAGCACGCUCACCGCAUCAGUGGUAUUGACACCCUGAGGCUGGUGCAGCGGGUGUGACGCUGGCCAUUACGCAUUUCCGGUGUUCACAUCUCUUUGGCCAUCCAAGACAUGUCUGGAACCAUGGCAGCACUGCACAGCAUGUUGAAAGGUUCAUCGGAGAUGCGUCUCUCGAGGGCCUGUCUCGCUCAACUUGAGGGCGCACUAGCCCGGAGAGCAACUUAAGAUGGAAGGCCGUGAAUUGCAGCAUUCAGUAAACUAAGGUGAACAGAUGAUGUGCUGUCUUGUCGUCGUCAGGGCAGGGAGGGGAGCUACACUGCACGGGUGGGAAUGCAAACUAGGGGAACUAAAUGUCAGGUACAACUGUGCACUCGCACUUUAGCGGUUACUUAUUUCACUGCGUGCGAAGGGCCCGUAAUCGCGUCGCGACCGAAAACAUUGGGCGCGCUCGCUUCAUUGCCUCGUGCUAGCCUUUGUCUUCUUUUCAAGUACGCCAAGCAAGAAACGUGCAUGCCGCGAGACUUCUGGCUUUUGCUUUUGGCCCAGCGAAAGCGCGUGCUUGGCUCCGUUUUGCAUUUUUGUUGCCCAUCUUACCGCACGGUUUGCGGAGAUCCGCAGUGUCAUUUCAUAACGUCUUCAUCGAGGUCAUUGCAUCUUGCCAGCAUUGGCUCAGUGCGCAGUGCUGUUUUUCGAGACACGAAGUGGUAAUUUGUGAUAGGUGGGAACAAGUUACUGCUGCAAAUGUGUAAUUAGGAAACGAAGCUGCUGCGAAGCUCAUUACAAGGGCACUGUGUGGCAGGCAGUAUUGAGUUGUUCACUCCCAAUCGAAUGAUUUGGGAAAAAUUUUGCCUAGGUGACACGAAGCAUCGUGGGACGCGGGGAAGGGGUUAUACGUUUCGUUUCUAGGAUGAACUUUACCGUAGGCACCGAGGGAACGCCGCCCAUAGCUUCUACCUCGGCCGGCUUGUUUUCCGGCCAGAGGAAGCUGUCACUUUUGUUAGACGUUUACUUAGCUCAAGGAGUCCUAUUCGUUUCUCCCACACUUCUUUUCGUUCGUCCUUGUGUAUCAAAUUGCGCCAGUUCAACGUGUCGAUCGCUGUUAGCCGCCUUGUACAUACGAGCAGCAUUCUUUUUUUUUUUUCUCGGACGGCUCCUCCCUGUUGUAAAUAAAUAGCGGGCAACGAGGACUUCUCUUUCUGAGGGAAAGGGGGGAAACGAAACUGCAUUUUUUUCGCUAGAGUGCAGUUACCACAUUUGGUGGUGCGAUGAGUCGACACAAUUUAUUUUCUCCCCCCUCUCCCCACACCGCCACACACACACACACACACACACCAUUGUUUUAACGAGACAUGGCGCUUCGUUUUUUUUUUUUUUUCUUAUUCGGCUGCUGCACGAACUGGACUUGUUGUUUGGCUCUUUCUUGCGAGAGAUACUUUGAGGCUCUGGUGGCAAACAAGAUGAAUGCGGGGUGUACAUAGCUGCUGCCCUGUAUGUGUUUCUUGGUGCGGCUGCCUUGACGAAGAGUUGACCAGUGCUAGCAGCUUUCCCUGCCUUUUUUUUUUCUUAAUUUUUCAAGGAAAUUGGUUAUAACUAGUUCAGUGUAAAUAUCUGGAGCUUUCAUAAUUACACGAGUAAGUGCUAGGGAAGUUUCUAGUGUAUAAUUUAUCUAAAAACAAAUAAAGGGUCCUUCAAGUACCUGUC